Apis florea (little honeybee) is the source of this 5599-nucleotide messenger RNA. RefSeq lists its product as uncharacterized. Gene Ontology annotation, biological process: positive regulation of transcription by RNA polymerase II; double-strand break repair via homologous recombination. NCBI's taxonomy places the organism in Eukaryota, Metazoa, Arthropoda, Insecta, Hymenoptera, Apidae. The record is from RefSeq and is a predicted model, not a curated record. Gene Ontology annotation, molecular function: ubiquitin-protein transferase activity; DNA binding; zinc ion binding. Gene Ontology annotation, cellular component: nucleus; BRCA1-BARD1 complex; BRCA1-A complex.
AAAUAAGUCUUUAAAACCUGUUGAAAGUCUUAUGAUUGUUGUAACAAUAGUAAAAUGUAAGUGCAAAGUUUAAUAUGAUUCCCGCGUUUAUAUAUUGUUUUAGAAAGUGAAUUUAAUCGAAUUAUAAUAAAUUUUCGCAAUGUGACAUUUGUAAUAAAGUGAAAAACAAUGGAGCAAGUGUUUUCUGUUGCUGGCAAACUGUCAAAAGUGAUCAAAAAUAUGCAAAAAUGUUUACAAUGCACAAUUUGUUUACAAAUAAUAUCAGAUCCGGUAAAAACACAUUGCGGACAUCGAUUCUGUCGUAUAUGUAUUCAACCAGUGAUACAAAAUAAAAAUGCGCUCUGUCCACUGUGUAAUUGUGCCAUACAGCGUCGCAGUAUUUCAAAAGAUGAGAAUACGGCGAUAUACAUCAAAAAAUUACAGAAUAUAAUUGAUGCAAUUCAGUUAGAUUCAGGCAUCGAUAUAGUGACUCAUUUAUCAGAAUUAAACACGUGCGAGGCUUGGUCGAACAACACCGAAUCAAACACCGAGGUCAAACCGAGCUGCUCUUACUCGAACGAGACUCGUCAAAGGAUACAACCGAUCGACAAUAACGCCAAUGGUAGAAGGAAAAGGGUGCGAAAAAAGUCGCAGAAGACGGUGCAAAGGAAGAAGAUCGUGGGCCAGGAGAGCAACAGCAUGACGAGAUACUUGUCGAGAUGCGAGCUGUCCGGCAUAGAGCCGUUGGAGGCGUCGAACGAUUACUCGGGCGAGAAAUCGUUAGAGAACAAAGUGUGCAGCUGGCUGGACACUUUGCCGGGGAACGAGAAUUUGCUCGAUCCUAAUCCAGCCACAAAGGUGGAACACGAUCUGGACGAUACACUGACGAUGUCGGUUUCCGAGAACGAUGAACAGGGAAAGAGGAUAGACACGCAAGAGGACGUCAAACACCCGUUCCAACCUAUGUGCAGCGAUACCGAUCGAUCGACGAUCAAAGAGACUCCUCGAGAGAGUUGUUCCUCGAGGAACAACGAGGGCGAUAAAAAGGGAUUGGACGAAAAAUCUUCGAAAAGGAAGAUGGGAGAUUACUCGUCGAGGAUGGACUUCGACGCGUCUAAAACUGUUAAAUCGUGCGACGAUGGGAAGGACGAGGAAAAAUUCAUCGAGGUGCAGAGAACGUCUCCCUGCGACAUGUUGCCCUCUAUGCACAAGAACUGGUCCUCGGUAGCCAAGUUCGGCAAGGAGAUGCGCGCGAAGAGGAAGAGAUUAAAGUCGUUGGACGUGAGCAUCGAGAACAGAGGUAAACGUCGAUCGAUGGACGAGGCGAACGAGGUGGACAAAGAGAAGGUCGAAUUGCUGGUGAUAGGAGAGACGAGCAAUGGGCGAAGGGGAAGUAAUGGUAAAUGCGAAAAGUCGAAUGUGGAUAGGACUAUCGUGGACGAAGAAUUCCUCGAGAAAAGUUCGAUAGCAACUCGUUACGACGGUGUUGAGGCGGAAGUUGAGUCGUCCUCUCAGGUGCAGGUCCGGGAUUUGAACACCUGUCGGACGUUGAACGCGAUCGUCCUCGAUGCAGAAUCGGAUGAGAAUCGUCGAGUGGAAGGGAGCAGGGAGGCGGAUAACGAGGAGAGACAAAUAGUGUUCAACACGCCUGUUCACGAUCGUUCGAAGAUAUUUUCCCAAAUGACACCGGAAGGAUUGAGCAAGGAUGACCAAGAUCGAGCGAAUCUGGUUGACGAAUCGGAUGAGAAGCGAAGCUUACCAGCCCCGACGAAAGGGAACGCUGCCGCGGUGGACGAGCCGUGUCGUUCCACGCCGAAAUUUCAAAUCUCCACGCCAGUGGGUCGUAAGAGAUUGUCGUUGAAAAGGCAGGACGAGGAUUCGAAAUCAAGUAACACCUCGAAUACGAACGUUGACUCGCGAUUGAACGCCGUCAGGCGAGACUUGAAUCGUCAAAUCGAGGAAGAGAAUGCUGAUACGGGGAACGUGGACGGAAUAAACGGAAGAGGGAAGCGUAUCGGUGAUGAACGAGUGAAAAACAUAACAUCGAACGAUCGCAGAAGGGAUAAGCAGCGUAAUGCGUCUCUGGUCACGUUUAAGAAGCUGGGGAAAAUUUACAAGCGGGACAACGAAGGGAGGGUGAAGAAGGCCGUCUCGUUCUUUUAUUUGGGCGGAACCGGGAAGGAGAUGAGCUAUUAUCCCGGCCUGCACACGCACAAAUCGUGCAAUCUCGUUGCCACGUGUAACGUUGAAGAAGAAGAGGUUAAGAGCGGGAGCAGUAUAGUGUCGACAGCGGAUAGAUGUGGCAGCAACGUUGAAAAUAUCGAAGGGAAAGUCGACAAUCGAACCGUAUCUGAAAAUCAAGAAGAAGAUGCACCCAGACGAAUUUCGAAAGAGGUUACGGCUCGUCCGACAACCAGCAACGCGAAUAAAUCUUACGACGUGGACGUGCUCUUGGUAUCCUCGGACGACGAACCGUCGACCCCACAAUCCCCGAUUCCCAACUCCGGUUCCUCGUGCAAAGACACUGUGAAAAUAUCGUCAUCGUCGAAAGACUGUUCCUUGGUACGAUUUCUCUCAGUGUCGCCUCCGAUAGACACUCUUCAAACCCAAAAACUGAACGAAGACGAGCGAACCGAACCCAAGCCCGCGAAGAAGAGGAAGAGCAACCUUGUGAAAGUGAACAAACAGCGAUCGUUCGCGUGUAUCUCGCCGCAAUGCGGUUCUUCUUGCGCGCUGUUCGAAAAGAAGAAAGGUUCGAGCGGGAGUCGGAGAACAGAACAUUUCCACGAAGCAGAGAAGGAAAGUUCGGGGAACGGGGGCGAGGAGGAUGACUCGAAUCACAGUGUGUCGUCGCAGACCACGUGCAUCAGAAGUACGAUAGCCGAGGUGAAAAAUUCAUCGAGAAAAAUUAAUUCGAACGAGAAGAAUCGGUCGUCGAAUCCGAGCAGCAAGGACACCGAGGUUAUCCAGAAUUUGAAUCGGGACGUGGUGAAAAUUUACACGGAGAAGAUACGAGAAAAGGUGUACAACAGGAUCGUGUUGAUAGACAGUUCGGAAUCCGAAUCCACGGACCUUGCUUGCCUGGACAAUAACGAUAACGAUCGUCCCGACGCCUCUCCGAAAAUCAAGAGGAAACGAACCAUCUCCCUCGACUCUGCCGACGAAACAGAUUUGAACGCGAUUGUGAGCAACUGGUGCAACGAUGGGAAGCUCGACGAGAGGUGUAAAAAGAAAGGAAAGCUUGAGAGAGAUAUUCUUGAUACUCCGAGCACGUCUAGGGAUAAUUUAUCGACGAAAUCUUUGGACCUGGUGGUUGGCAAAUUUGGAAAGGAGAAAUCGAAUUUCUCGACCGGGACCAAUUGGACGAGGAAGUUGGAGGACAGGAUGGCGCUAGUUGUCGACGAGGAUUCCCCUGAUUUUUGCGCGGUAAUAGAUAAAGUGCAGAAUGUGCGGAACGGAACGAUGGAGAAACAAGAGAAGACGGCGGAGAAUCUGAUGCAUGAUAACUUCGACGACGUAAUUGCGAAUGUGAAUACGGCAGAUCUGAUGGCCGAUUUUGGUGAUGGAAAGGAGGACAAAUUUAGAAGGGGAGAAUGUAUGGAGGAGAAGAACGAUUGUGAGAGAAAAUCUAAACACGCAAAAUCGUGUAGCGAAAAAAUUCGAUCGUGGAACAACGAAAUUCUACAUAAUAAAUGUUCCAACGGUUCUGAUAAAGAAAAUAGGAACAGAAUGGACGUGUCUGGUAGUGAUGAUAAUGAGAAUCCAGUAUGUGUAAAUGUGAGUAAUAAGAGUUGGAGGAAGGAUAGGUUUCAGGAAAAAAUGAGAGUCGAAUCGUGUAGUAAAGAAUUGACAAAGACAUUGAUAGAGAAUCUAAUGACUUCUUCUGAUAAGAGGUUCCAAAUGAAUAACAGUGCGAAUAGUUCGAUGGUUAAAGAUAUGCACGAUUAUGAUUCAUUAAUGGCCAUCACUCAAGAUGAUUUGAUGAUUAAACAAUUCGAGGAGGAUUUGUUUGGUAAACCUUCUAAGCAUUCUAAUGAUACUUUAAAUAAGGAACAGAGGACUCCAAAAAGCUUGAAGAAGAAUAAAAAAUGUUUAAGAGAGAAUGAAAAGAAUAUCCAGGACGUUGAACACUCGGGUGAAGAAGACGACAUUGUUGAGAACACUCCUAAAGCAAAGAGGAAAAAAUUGGAAGCAAUCAUCAAUUCGCCGAGGGAGAGUUUGUCAUCGAUCUCGAAGACCGUCGAAAAAUCAGCCUACGUCAGAACGCCAUCAUCGAUCAUGACUACCGGAAGCAACCUGGCUAGCACCCCAAGCUCAACGACCAAUAUCCAACCACUUCAUCAAAGCACCCCUAAAAUGGAGCAAUUUAAAAACAUAUCUGGCAUCGCAAAGCGAAUUUCUGUCAUGAACGAACAGACGAAGAACACUGUUCAAAGAAUUGGUAGUCAGAAAAGUGCUACUCAGAGAAGUAUAUCAGUUCAGAAUAUCAGUCAAAGAAGUAUCGAGCAGAGGAUCAAUAUCCAAAGAAGCGAUUUUCAAAACACUAUUCAAAGAAGCGACGAUCAGAGGAACAGUGAUCAAGAAAUUAACGUUCAGAAUCCUAGUCAAAGGAACAACGAUCAAAGAGGCAUUGAUCAGAGAAGCAUUGUUCAAAACGAAAUCGUUCAAAGGAACAAUAUUUCCUCUCAGAGGACAAUUGUUCGGAAUACCGUCACGCAGAAGCUCUGUUUCGUGUGCAGCGGUCUGGUAUCGUCUGACAUAGAGCAAGUGAAGACGUUGGCGCAAAAAGUGAACGCGAAAUACAGAAUGCAAUUCGAUCACGAGGUGACACACGUGAUAGUGAAAACGGACAAGGACAAUAGCGCUAACAAAACUCUGAAAUAUCUGCAGGGAGUAGCCCAUAAGAAAUGGAUCGUGAGCUUUGAUUGGGUGAUCAAUUCGUUGAAGGAGAAUAGAUUGGUGAACGAGGAACCGUACGAGGUUGUAGAUUCCAGAACUCUUGAGGCUGGUCCUCGAAGGUCACGACUCAGGGAGAAGGAUCUGUUCACUGGGUUCGUGUUUUUCUGUAAUGGACCUUAUGAUAAUGUUUCUGUGCAACAGUAUCAGGACAUGUUACGCGCUACUGGUGCCAUUGUGGUCCAGUCUCUAUCUGCUCUAGCCGCUGAAAAAAGUCGGUUGAGGAUCAUCAUGAUCCAGGCGGACAUGUACGAGUACGAAAUUAUAAAAUGGUAUAAAAUGGUUCAUGCCGUAUCAAUCGUCCACGAAUGGGUAGUCGAAUGUAUCAGUCAAUACAAACUGAUAUCAUUCUAUCCAUAUCUGCAGGAAUUAUCACGAGAGGAUGUACUCGUACUUGGUUAUCCGGAAUAUCUUCUCGAAGAAGAGAUUGACGAGGACUCUGAUAACUCAUGUGAUGUAUCAAUGUGAUAUUCGAAUCGGGUUCAUUUGGUUUUAAUGUAAUUUCACGCUGACUCUUUUAUCCGUUUCUGCUCGAAUUUGUGUUCAAUUUACUUCAGUGCCAAAUCUUUCUAAUCAAAAUGUACGUAUGUAUGAUUUAAUUUAAAAUUCUUAUUAUUCUUUCUAUUUAGAGACUCAUAUAAGAAAAUAUCAAUAACAAAUAGAG